ACGAGCAUCGCUGCCAUCUCGCGGCGAUAUAUUGCAAUGACACCGAUGAUGGCGCAAACAACUAGACACACCUGUUGAUUUGUGAAGCUGUCGGCAGAGCUACGAACUGUGGUCCUAUGUCGUACAUUUGACAGUGUUCGUCAACAAUGACAGAGAACGGGGUGGUGAAAGCUGGCUUUCACAUAAGGAUACUGUUAAAGAGGCAAGAGACUUUCACACCAAGUAAUGCACACUGAUUGAAGUGUCAUUCCACCUGUGCACGGAGACGCAAGGUGAAAUUUCCACUGGGAACAGUUAUUCUCUAAAAUCCACCCGUUAUGUCAUCAGGAAUGAAAUGUCGCAAAUAAGUCAGACCACACCAACAAAUCUGACUGAAGCCCACCCUGUGACAAAUUUGACUUUAGUGGUCCUUCUGCUCAUUCCCUGCGUGGUUAUUCUGCUUCUGCUGAACUGCUUCUUCCUGGGUUACAAGAUACUGGCCCUGUCAAAGAAGAACAACAGACUGAAGAGAGAGGACACGGAGGAAAUGCUCCUGCGGUCCACCCUGCCGAGAAUAAGGGUGUGUGAUGCGGCCUUUUCCCCACUUCAGGACGGGGGGAGAGCCUACAUGUCUCUAUCGGAGCCCGUCCUGCCGCACCCAGUCACAUCCUCCAGGGCGUCAUCCAGAGAGAGAGCCGGGGUGAAUCACAGGAACCGGCUGCUGAGGCCCGAUGGUGCAACCGGCUCAGGGUCCCUGAGGGCGCCAAGCACUAUCAGGGCCGCUUCCUCUGCGGCUGGUUUUACGCCAAGAAACGAGUUUCCUCUCGGGUCACGGAACUACAGCAUCAGUAAAGCUUUCUGGUGUAGAAGUGCUCCAGUUUUACCGCAGUCCAGUGAUUCAGAGGUGGAAACCAGAGUGAAUCUGGUACCACCAAACUCUCCCAUGCAGGAGACAGAAUACAUGGGUCACCUUCGUCGGAGCAGUACUCAUGAGAGGCUGGCAGAAGUGAACCAAGGUGCUGCUGUGCAUCCGUUUGACAAAGUUGCGAUGGAGUGUGAGUACAUGAAUCCACCUUCAGAGCCAUCUUGCCUAAACAUAUCUGCAGUGGGUCCUGGACUGGACAGCGACUUUGGAGCAAGUGCAGGUGUCUCCCUGCGGAUCCUGUCAGCAGACAGUGAUGGACUGUCCAACGGAGUGCUGACUUCAGCUCUGGAGUGGGAUUAUUACGACCCCUGCUACGUCAAACAGAAUAAUAUACCCAAACAUAAUCACAGACCUGCAAUGCACACAAAACAAUACUGGGUUUGAUUUACAGUUUUUAAUGUUAUUUUAACUUUAUUUAAAUAGUAUACCGGUAUGCAUGUUUUCCUUUUUAGACAGUUCUUAUUUGUGUCACAAACAAACACUCUGUCUGCACAUUUAUUUGAACUUUAUUGUCAUUUUGUAGCCAACACUGUCAGUGACUUUGUUCAUAUUUUAGAUUUAAUCUGCACCUUCACUUCAGUGAUUGUCAAAUGAUUUCUGGGCACAUUUUUCACUGUUAACUUUAUAUGUAGUCAUCACUUUAUUUUGAAUGGUUGUUCCGCAAGUUUUUGAGUUUCACAUUCGCAUUCAUAAAAAUGUAUUUCAC
Messenger RNA from Melanotaenia boesemani (Boeseman's rainbowfish), 1610 nucleotides. It is a transcript of the gene hwa, whose product is annotated as huluwa. NCBI's taxonomy places the organism in Eukaryota, Metazoa, Chordata, Actinopteri, Atheriniformes, Melanotaeniidae. The record is from RefSeq and is a predicted model, not a curated record. Bases 335 to 1288 code for a protein of 317 amino acids. The transcript has 3 exons.